ACGUCAAUUUUGGUCAAAUGGUCACGUGCCGGUAGCGCGUCACACGUAAAGCUUGGUCAAGAUGGCGGCCGCCGGAGGAGAGUCUUCACAGAACGCCUCAGAUGACUUAUUUCAAAGCUUUUACACGGAGGUGAAACAGAUUGAAAAAAGAGACUCUGUGCUAACUUCGAAGCAGCAGAUUGACCGGUUGCUCCGACCUGGUUCCUCAUAUUUCAAUCUAAACCCAUUUGAGGUCUUGCAAAUUGACCCAGAUGCUACAGAUAAUGAAUUGAAGAAAAGAUUCCGAGCGUUGUCUAUUUUGGUCCAUCCAGACAAAAACCAGGACGACCCAGACAGAGCACAGCUGGCUUUCGAAGCUGUGGACAAAGCCUACAAACUCUUACUGGAUCAAGAGCAGAAGAAGAGAAUUAUAGAUGUCAUUCAUGCAGGAAAGGAAUACGUGGAGCACAUGGUAAAGGAGAAAAAGAAACAGUUAAAGAAAGAUGGGAAGCCACAGGAUGUGGAGGAGGAUGACCCUGAAGUAUUUAGGCAGGCAGUGUAUAAACAAACCAUGAAGCUGUUCGCAGAGCUAGAAAUCAAGAGGAAGGAAAGGGAAGCAAAGGAUAUGCAUGAAAGGAAAAGGGCACGAGAAGAGGAAAUCGAGACGGCUGAGAAAGCUAAGCGAGACAGGGAAUGGCAGAAGAACUUUGAGGAAACAAGAGACGGGCGUGUGGACAGCUGGAGGAGCUUCCAGGCCAAAGGCAAAGGCAAGGCCAAGGAGAAGAAGAACAGAACGUUCCUCAAGCCUCCGAAAGUCAAGAUGGAACAGAGGGAAUAAUUGUUUAAAAUUGGACUUUUCUACAUUAGGCUCAUCAAUUAUUAAAACAAAAACCCUGCAUAUCUUCACCUCAUUGUCUGCAUUUAAGUGUGUAGUGGCAUGGGGGCGCUGAUGGUAGUUUUGUACCUGGUUUUCUAAUGUACAUACUGUAUUUGUGAUCUGAACCCAUGUACGAAAGAUCAACCACAGAUUUUCUAUUUCUUUAACUGAUAAGGAUUUCAUUAUUUGUUGUUGUUGUUUUUUUUAAAUAAAGUUUGGUUUAAACAAGUCAUUCUUCAAAAACUGAGCCCCAAAUCUGGUUGAUCGAAGAAACAAACAGACCAGACCCUCGGGAAAUUGAACUAUUCAGAUCAGUCUGCUUUAAAUUCUAAUGUCACUGUUACCAAUAUUUCUUUCCUGUGUUCUUUUCUGUCGUGCACGGUCAUACUCAUGUAGUUUUGUGUGUUUUAACGACACGCAGUCAUAGUAUCGACACCAAGCAGAAUUUAUAAUUUUGUUUGGACUCAAUAAAAAAAAUCAUUUCUCUGCUA
Messenger RNA from Cynoglossus semilaevis (tongue sole), 1347 nucleotides. RefSeq names its product DnaJ (Hsp40) homolog, subfamily C, member 8 (gene dnajc8). The coding region runs from base 62 to 817 and encodes 251 amino acids. The record is from RefSeq and is a predicted model, not a curated record. Gene Ontology annotation, cellular component: nucleus. The transcript is spliced from 9 exons. NCBI's taxonomy places the organism in Eukaryota, Metazoa, Chordata, Actinopteri, Pleuronectiformes, Cynoglossidae.